Podospora pseudopauciseta is the source of this 615-nucleotide messenger RNA. RefSeq lists its product as uncharacterized. NCBI's taxonomy places the organism in Eukaryota, Fungi, Ascomycota, Sordariomycetes, Sordariales, Podosporaceae. The coding region runs from base 1 to 615 and encodes 204 amino acids. The transcript is spliced from 2 exons. The record is from RefSeq and is a predicted model, not a curated record.
AUGCGCUUUCUCAUCCCUCUUGCGGCCCUCUUCACCCUGGGCAACGCCGUUACCGUCCACGAGCCAGACGAGACAGUCAUUUUUGGGCAGGCCGGCCCCGACAACAAGACCUUCUGGCUCGGCUUCGAUUUCGUCCCGGGCAGCAACCAAGUCGGCCACCACACCUGGUACAGCCCUUACAAGAUCACCAAAAUCACGUACUCUUCACCAGGAAACUUAGCAGCCUGCGAUGACCACUGCUAUGAGUCGGUCAAGGUCCAUUACCAGACCAACCUGCACUCACCCCAGAGCAAGGACUGCGAAGUCAUCUACGACAGGAUCGUCGGCCCAGGCACUUGGACCGUUCUCAUGUGGUUACAGCACCAGCUCGUCGAAUAUCGAACCUGCGCCUACGGUGUCACCGCUUUCCGGAGCCGCAGCGGCAAGGCCAUUUUCGCCCAUAUUGGCAACGACGACAUCAGGGACGUCUUGAGGAGGACCAUAGAUAGCUACAGCAAGGAAUUCUCUCCUCAUGGCACAAGAGUCCAGUCAUGGGGCCAGUUUGUCUGUAAACCUUAUGAUGCCGAGGUGGAGUGGGAGAUUUAUUACCAAAAAGGAUUUCCCGAUGACGAAUAG